AUGUACGUGGGGCCGAGGAGGAUUCUGCUGAGGCUUACAUUGUAUCCUUCGGGCCUUCGUUCCCAGCUCACAUAUCGCCCAUGGUCUUGCACUUCUCGACUGGCUGCGAAGAGAAGCCGGCCGCCGACAUACGCCAAACCAGCCACACCAAAGACACCCGGUGCAGCACUUGAGACAGCGACCAAGUCGGAGCAGAAAUUGGGAAACAAUGGUUCCUACUACAUCUCGCCCGACCUUGCCAGUGCAUUGCACGGACUGGGCUUCUCUUCUAUUCCGGAUGUGGUCAAGGUGCUAAGGCGACUGUGUCAAGACCUGAAAAAGCUUCCUCCUGCGAGUGCCUUGGUGUCUGCAACCACACAGCAUAGGUUCGUCCAGCUUUCAGAGGAAGUGCUGGGCUCUGCUGAGGUUGCUCUGAUGCGAGAUCCACAGAUUCUGCGCAAGGCGUUCCAUUCACUGGGAAAGAAUGCAUUCCAUACUCAAAAUCGCAAGGGCGACGAAGGCUGUGAUGCUUUACGAAUGGCCUUCUUUGCGGGAGAGAUCGACGCGGGCGUGGAUGCGGCUGCAGCUGAGAUCGCUCUGGGUAGCGCACUGGGUCGGCAAGAGGCUCGUCUGUCCCCCCGAGUUGCCGAAUUCAUCAAGACAAAAGCAUUCGAAGGGAGUGAUUGGCUAGCGAUGUUACUGUACUUGGAUGAAAUGACGAGGAAACCCGGCAGCGAAGCAACUGCAAGAAAGAACUAUGAGCUCGCCAAAGAUUUAGUCGGCAUGGUCGAACCCAGCAAGCUGCUCCGUCGUCAAAACUCGUCUCUCCUGCAGCAUCCCAAAUUGCCGUGGAGGAUUCUUCAUGAUGCAGCGAAAAAUUACUUGUCUUACCUCGGUGAAGGUGCGGUCCACGAUCAAGUCCGUUCGGACCUUGAAGAUGCUAUUCGAGACGGCCUUUUCAAAUACUCUGAUCUUUCGGCAGCUCCUUUCGCGUUGCGUCAGCCGGGUGUGAUCAAGAAACACUCAAAGGAGUGGGUUGAGCUUGCCACGCAAUCCGCCAGCGCUGGCGAUCCAGACUCUUCCCUGCAGCUGGCAUUUUAUCAUCUCCGUAAAGAUGGAUGGCGUCCUGCAGAGCCGAACCGGAAACCUCGAGAUUGGACCGGCAUCGAGUGGCUCGCUGUCAGCGCCGCUCUGUCAGCUCCCGAAACGGACUCUAUGGCGGCAAGGUAUCUUGGACUCGCCCACCUUCUGCGUGAGCACAGAUAUGUGGACGAAGGUACCUCCUGGAUUGACUUUGCGAAGGAAAAUAUGGGCGAGGCGGGACUAGACCCUGACAACACGUGGCACCACUAUUUCAGCGAAUUUCAGCAGGCUUGGGAGGGCACGGACGAGUCCUUGAAGAAAUACGAGAAAUCCAGCGAGGAGUUUCUUGGGCAGUUGGAGUGA
Messenger RNA from Fonsecaea erecta, 1425 nucleotides. RefSeq lists its product as hypothetical. The transcript has 2 exons. NCBI's taxonomy places the organism in Eukaryota, Fungi, Ascomycota, Eurotiomycetes, Chaetothyriales, Herpotrichiellaceae. The coding region runs from base 1 to 1425 and encodes 474 amino acids. The record is from RefSeq and is a predicted model, not a curated record.